Cyprinus carpio (common carp) is the source of this 5206-nucleotide messenger RNA. Its product is annotated as calcium/calmodulin-dependent protein kinase type 1-like. NCBI's taxonomy places the organism in Eukaryota, Metazoa, Chordata, Actinopteri, Cypriniformes, Cyprinidae. The record is from RefSeq and is a predicted model, not a curated record. Gene Ontology annotation, molecular function: ATP binding; calcium/calmodulin-dependent protein kinase activity; calmodulin binding. Gene Ontology annotation, biological process: peptidyl-serine phosphorylation. The transcript has 12 exons. Bases 636 to 1814 code for a protein of 392 amino acids. Gene Ontology annotation, cellular component: intracellular anatomical structure.
ACCAAAGACAGAUAUAAAAGCAUAGUAACCGAGAAAAUUUUAUUGUAAGUUAAUAAAUUGUAGAAUAACAGAUACAUAAUAAAUAAUAAUAAUUAAACAUUUUGCCAUGUAAAAUAUGACUAAUCAUAAUUACAGAAAAUCAUUAAAAAAAAAUAUCAGUAAGUGUGUGUGAGUUAAACUGAGCUCUGGCACCUCAGAGGAACAUUAAUAGUCGUGUAAAUUACAAUGAUGCAUUUACUCAAUAGUUUCAUGUAAAGGAAGGUAGUCUUGAGGUGUCUUAAGGUAGGACUUUUGGAGUUUAGAACGGCUGAUACAUUAGUUUUAAACAAAUAUUUAAAAAAAAUAGUUUCAAAGUUUGUUUUUUUAUGAAUAUGUGAAUAUGCAUUACUUUCUCUUAUUUUUUUGCUAUCAUCCUGAUAACAGAAUCACUAGAGUUUGCCUAUUAAAAAUUAAUCUCAAAAUCUAUAAAUAGCUAGUAAAACUGGUCACUGGUUUACAGAUGACAAUGUGCUCAAGCAGUCCCUUCAGAUGCUUAGGCUAAAUAAAAAGCCUUAUUCAACAACAAACUAUUGGUUUGGACCAUCUUCCCCUGCACUGAGAAGAGUAACAGUUUCUGAGUGGAAAUCAACUAUACAAUGCCUUUAGGAGAGGAUGAAAAUGGAUGGAAAAAGAAGACAACUGACAUCAAGGAAAAUUACGAUUUCAAGGAGGUCUUGGGGACAGGUGCGUUCUCUGAGGUGUUCCUGGCAGAGGAGAAGAAGACCCAGCGACUUGUGGCCAUUAAAUGCAUCCCUAAGAAAGCGUUGCAGGGAAAGGAGAACAGCAUUGAGAAUGAGAUUGCUGUGCUACACAGAAUAAAACAUGAAAAUAUUGUUUCACUGGAAGACAUCUUCGAAAGUCAGUCGCAUUUGUAUUUGGUCAUGCAGCUCGUAUCGGGGGGAGAGCUCUUUGACAGGAUUGUGGAAAAAGGCUUCUACACAGAAAGAGAUGCCAGCAAACUCAUUCGGCAGAUUUUAGAUGCGGUCAAGUAUCUGCAUGAUAUGGGCAUUGUGCACAGAGACUUGAAGCCAGAGAAUCUGUUGUACUACAGUAUGGAGGAGGACUCCAAUAUCAUGAUCAGUGACUUUGGCCUGUCUAAGAUCGAGGACUCGGCAAGUGUGAUGUCAACUGCCUGUGGAACACCUGGAUACGUAGCUCCAGAGGUCUUGGCACAAAAACCAUACAGUAAAGCUGUAGACUGUUGGUCCAUAGGAGUGAUUUCUUAUAUUCUCUUAUGUGGCUACCCUCCAUUUUACGAUGAACAUGACGCCAAGCUGUUCGAGCAGAUUCUCAAAGCAGAGUAUGAGUUUGACUCUCCGUACUGGGACGACAUCUCUGACUCAGCCAAGGAUUUCAUCAGUCACUUGAUGGAGAAAGAUCCGACUCUGAGAAACACUUGUGAACAGGCUUUACAGCACCCAUGGAUUUCUGGAGACACGGCUCUCGACAGGAACAUUCAUGAGUCUGUCAGCGCUCAGAUCAAGAAGAACUUUGCCAAAAGUAAAUGGAAGCAAGCAUUCAAUGCGACAGCAGUGGUCAGACACAUGCGGAGACUGCAGCUGAGCACCAGCUUAGAGGGGCCGAGCCAAAUCACCAGCACCAGCCCCUACCACAGACACCUGCUCCUGCCCGCCAAAGAGCUCGACCACGAGGAGGACGAGGACGAGGAGGAAGACCACAACAGUUCCCCAAGUGCAGACGGGCGUCGAGGAAGUGCCGAUCGGGACAGUCUCAGAAGCUGUACUUACUGCUGCCGACCAGCCAGCAGGAUCUGAAGCAGAACUCUGAGCCCAGCAGAACCUUGAGGAACCCAGUGGAACCACACAUGCACGUCCACCGCACCAGUCUGACCUGGAACACAGAGCUUUCCUGGUAACAUGCACUAGAUGGAGCUAGUGCUGCUGGUGGGACGUGAGAGGAGAGCGUCAUUGUUCCAGACAUUCAGACUUGGGUAUAUCAUAGAAAUGUAACUCCUCUAUCAUUUUAAUUUGAUUACUAUCUCUGAACCCCUACCAAAGACAAAAAUAUGUUUAAGUUGUGCGUUUAUGGAAAGUUUAAUUAUUUAUUUAUUAUCAUUAUUUUUUUAAAGAAAAAGUUCAGGUCUGUACCCUGUAGCAAUUUGGACUUUCUUUGAAAGCCACUAGUUAUACAAUGUCUCAACAAAUAUUAAUGUCUUAAUAAGCCCCAUUUGCUCAGCCGAUAAGUUCAUGAGAAAAAAAAAAAAAGAUAAUCAUAUCAUUUUUAAGCCUUAAUCCAUUGCGGUUCUGUUUUGUAAGGUCUGUUGGGUAGAGUUGUUGAUUUUGUUGUUGAUUUUGGGAUAUGGUUCAGACUGGUACAAAGCUGCAUAUAAAGUCAGAGCAGGGGCAUUUCCAAGCUGUAAUGGAAAUCACAGAAACUUUUUGUGGGUAAAAACCUUCAUAUGAAGCGUGUGGACAGAACAGGGGUUAGAAGAUUUGAGUCACAGUCCAGAUGCUUUUUUUUUACACCCAGAUUAAAUGCAAUACUUGGAUAAUCUCCACCAUUAAUAAAGAUUUCUAAUUUUAGAUUUAUGGGGCAAAAGUAGUCUGUAGCUCAGUUCCAAAACCUACAUUUAAAAAGAAUUUAUUUAGAUCCUAAAUUAAGAUGUAUGUAUUUGAAUUUGCAUAUAAAAUAUGCAUAUAUUUGAAUUACAGUUUUAACAUUAACAAACUCACAACUUAAUGUAAUGCAUUUUUGACAAUCAUAAAUAAAUGAAAGAAGAUUUCUCUAAUAUUACUAAUAAAAUUUAACCAGGUUUAUAUUUCUGAUUUGUUUUGAUCGAAUGCAUAUUACUAAUUAAAUAUUGCUUGUUCUAGAGCAAGCCAUAUUUUAACCAUAUUCUUAUUUUAUUUUAACUGAAUAAAUUUAAUAGUUUGCACAAUUAACAGAUUAAUGCAAAUUCUAAGCAAUUUGAAUAAAUGCAUUUUGACAAAUGAAAGAGGUGAGAUUUUUUGCAAUAAUACUAAUAAACUACAUGUGUUUUAAAUAAACAAUAACCAAGGUUUAUAUAUUUACCAUCAAUAAAUUAAAUUUGAUUAUCUAUCUUAUUAAUCGAAUUAAUGAAUAUAAUGAAUGCAUGUUCAUACUUUUAUUUUAACUGAAUAAAUGUAAUUGUUUCCACAAUGAACAGAUUUACGCUGAUAAACAAUUCGAAUAAAUGCAUUUUGAGAAUAUAAUUAUUUAAAUAAAAUUCCCAAGAUGGAAAUAGUUCAUAAUAAACUAUGCCAUGCAUUUUUUUGUAUGUGUGCAGAAAUCUUAUCCAUUUUAUUUAUUCAUGACUGACAAAUAUGCAUUACAUUAAGUUUAUUAAUUUGUUUACACUAAAUCUGUGCAAUUCAAAUAGAUGGUAAUAUUACACAAUUCAAAUACAUAAAUCUUAAAUGUAAACACGAGUUAAGUGAGAAGGAAUCAGAUGCACACUCCUGGUCCAAAAUAUGUCUUUUAAGAAGCCUCAUAAAUCUAAGGCAGAUUGUAUCCUUUGCUGCGAAAGCAAUCUCAUAAUGCAGUGCAACAAGCUAAGUAAAUAUAUAUUAAAAAGGAUGAAUAAAAACACUGUUUUAGCCAAUAUUUGUGAGAGCUAUGUGGAGUUAUGCUUUUUAGAGUAUGCUGGCAUCAAACUCCAUUGCAGUUGUGAGUCGAGUGUCGUAUUGCGCUAUACAUGUGAGGCACUAUUUGUUGUAGAGUGUUUCAAAUCAGUUACUUACGAGAUUCCAUUUAAAUUAUUCUGCCUUAGAGGGUUUUGGAACAGAUGUUGAUGAACUACUUUGUCGCAAUAGUGAUGUAGUUCUGCAACCAAAAUGAUUUAUCUGUCCAUGAUUAUCAGUUAUUCCAAGUUGUGCAUGUUUUGGAAGCUGAUUGGUUGAUUGGUUAAGGUUCUUUUGUUUGGGUUGCUGGCCAUAAUCUGUACUGUUCUCCUGUGCAGAAGACGUCUAUUGUUUGCAUGACCUCGUAAAAAUAUGUUUACAAAAGCGAUGAUCAAAAUAUAAAAUAUACAUAAACAUAUUCAUAUCUUUACAAAACUAAUCACAUAAUAAGACAUACUAUUUCUGUCACAAGUCAUUGGGAGGCACAAGAAAUUUGGACACUUAAUCCGUUUCUUUUUCUAUUUCUUUAUAAAAUAUACAUAUAACUUUAUCUUAAGAACUCAAUACUGGCCUUAUUUUAAACUGGAUUAAUACAACAAAAAAAACAAUGCAAGAACAUUUAUCACCUUGUUCAUCGAUAUAUAUCAUAUCUGUGCCAAUUUGCGCACAUUACUUACUUGAAGCCAACAAUAAUAUAUAUAUAUAUAUAUAUAUAUAUAUAUAUAUAUAUAUAUAUAUAUAUAUAUAUAUAUAUAUAUAUAUAUAUAUAUAAAAGCUUUUGUUUUUUUGCUAAUGGACACCUAAUAUUAAAAACAUUUUCCUUUAAAUCAUGAUUAGUUUUAAGUUGACACUCCAUCUGUGUGAUAUAAUUAUUUAUCAUUUAUUUGCAUAAAGUACAUUUCUAGUUUGUCAGAACAGUGUUGUCAGUGCAACAGCAUUUUUAUUUUCAGUGUAAAAUGCUUUUGUUUUAAUUUAAUAUUUAUUCAAUUCAAUGAAAUUCUAAAAUAUUAAGUACAUCAAUAAUUAAAAUAUUUAAUUUUAGAACUGUGUCAUUCCCAAGUGCAAUCAUCGAUUUAAUUAGUAUAAAAUUGCAACAGUCUAAUGAGCAGUUCAGCAAUCAGUUCAUUAUGGUAAUUAUGCAAACUGCCUCAGAAGGGCUGAUUAAAUAUCAUUAGAAGUCAUCUAUGACAUACUUUGGCUUUUGAAAAGUACUAGGAAGUUACACCCCAGUUUUUGGGUAGUUAAUUCCUCCCUUGUUCAAUUUGUUUUUGUCAUGGAAGUGCACACACUUCAGGAAGUGAAGAGGAGACACAAAUACAGUAUGUGUAUUAUACAUAAAGACGAUGUAUACAUAUAUUGUAUACCUUUUUUUGUAAAAGCUACAAAUGUAUGGAUGCAAUGCAUCAUGUGUUAUUGAUGGAGUUAUAAAGAGCCAAUGAUUUGUACCCUUAAAGAUAUACAGGUAGUAGCACGUUAUGAAUAAACACUCCUUGUCUAUGCAUUGUGUGUUCAGUAAAAUCUUUGUGUACAGUGCAAAUAAAGUUCACAUCAAAGUGCUAUGCAAA